Messenger RNA from Pyricularia oryzae 70-15, 1318 nucleotides. RefSeq lists its product as uncharacterized. The coding region runs from base 139 to 1143 and encodes 334 amino acids. Lineage: Eukaryota; Fungi; Ascomycota; Sordariomycetes; Magnaporthales; Pyriculariaceae. The record is from RefSeq and is a predicted model, not a curated record. The transcript is spliced from 2 exons.
AAGCUCCCGUUCCGUCUACUGUGAAUUCCAGGGCCUUUCUAUUUUUUCUCAUCAUUCAUCGAUAAAAAGAGAGGGAAAAAGAAUAACACACCGAUCGACACAAAACCGAAAAAAAAGAAUAAAAACAUAGAAAAAGAAAUGUGGUCAUUAGCGAUCUUCGCCGCACUAGCGAUAGCCCACAACGCCGUGGCGACCGAGCCCGAGGACGGAGCGACGAAUGCCGAGAAUGGAGUACUAGUCGGCCAUCUCUUCCCGGCGUGCAACGGACGUCGGGCCGGCGGCCACAAGAAGUGGUCCAUGCAGCCGGAUGUUCACUGUUUGGCGACUCCGGGCUUGGGACUGCAGGUGCUCAGCCCAGCGACCUGUGCAAACGGGACCCGGGCAAAGCUGGCCCUCUUCGCCGAUCCCAAAUGUGCGGACAGGAAAGUCACGGCAGAGAACGGACUGAUUGAGCUCUUGGACUCGGAGAUUGGCCGCCGCAGCUGCUUCUCGACCUGGAACGAGCUGAGGGUGGUUGGUGAAGACGACAUGCAAAAGAUCCGCGGCGUCGCCUUUUUCUGCGAUCCCUCCGAGCUGCCCGAAAAUCCAAAAGAGCUCGUGCCUGAAAAGAAGGAGCCGGUGCCGUUAUCGCUGUCCAAGAAGGCCUCCGUAUCCCACAACAGUUGCUGGAAUUCCAAACACGGCCCGACGGCGCCGACGUUUCUGCAUCCUUCCCCGGACACCUGCCAACGCUUGCCGGCCGGUCGCCCACUCCGCAUCGGCCAGCCAGGCGCUUGUGAGGACGGUUCACGCCCGAAACUGGCCCGGUACACAGGCGGUCGCUGCUCACCACAAGACGCGCUGCCUCUGAUCGACAUUACAGAUGACGGCGAGAUCAAGAAAUGCCUGGACUGGACCGACGGAGAUGAUGGUCUUGAGACCAGCUACGGGUUUUCCUGUGGGGGCGUCAAAGAGAUUCCGGGUCGGGGUCAAGGCCGGUCAAGAAAUCGGGGUAGUGGCAUUCUUGGCUUUGUCAUUGUGCUAUGCUUCAUCGGACUUAUAUCCAUCCUGGGUUGCGUAUUUGCUGCACUGCGCUGGGCAAGCUUGUUGGAGAGGGUUAUGGAUCUUAUCCGGGGGUCUCGCGAGGGCGCUAUCCGGCUCUGAGUUCAGGAUAGGGUUAGCUGCCAAAACCCAAUCUCCUGCAGGCAGUGGCCAUGCCAGGAGAGAGCUAUUACAGCAAGGAUUGGGAGCUUCACUCUAUACUUACACGGCGUUGAUGUACAUAAUCAAGUCUCCUAAUAUUUUACUAGUUAAUGCAGCGAUCUCUUGCUUUCAUCCA